AUGGCCACGACAGCUACCAAGCCCCUCGCGUCGGCGACGUUCCGACUUGGUAACGGCAAGGACGCGCAGAUCCCCAUCGGCAUGUUCAUCAACAAUGAGUUUGUGGACAGCGUCUCUGGCGCUCGCCUCGACGUUUACAACCCCGCGACCGGCCGCGUGAUUGGCCAGGUCGCACAGGGCGAUGCCGCAGACGUGGACAAGGCCGUGGCGGCCGCGCGCGCUGCGUACGAGGCCAAGAACCGCGCGUGGGGAUUCCACAACCACGCGGGUCGCGGCGAGCUCCUCUACCGCCUCGCGGACAUUAUUGAGCGCAACCGCGAGGAGCUGGCUGCGAUUGAGGCGACGGAUGUCGGCAAGCUGUACAAGGACGCUCUUGCCCGCGACAUUGCGGGUGUCGUCAAGACUAUUCGCUACUAUGCUGGCUGGGCAGACAAGAUUAUGGGACACACCUACAACGCGAUCCCGUAUGUGCACGCCUACACCAAGUAUGAGCCCAUUGGCGUCUGCGCCCAGAUCAUCCCAUGGAACUUCCCUGCUUCUAUGCUCGCGUGGAAGAUUGGCCCCGCACUCGCGACUGGCAACACGAUUGUGCUCAAGUCGGCCGAGUCGACGCCGCUGUCGGCGCUCAAGAUCUGCGAGUACAUUGUCGAGGCGGGCUUCCCUCCCGGAGUGUUCAACCUGAUCACUGGUCUUGGCCCGACGGCCGGCCAGGCCAUGGCGGACCACAUGGACGUGGACAAGAUUGCGUUCACUGGCUCUGGCCCCGUGGGCCGCCGCAUCCUGGCCUCGGCUGCCAACUCCAACCUCAAGCGCGUGACCCUUGAGCUCGGCGGCAAGAGCCCCAACAUUAUCUUUGACGACUGCAAGUCGAUCAAGGACGCGGCCGAGUGGGCCGUGUUUGCGAUCGAGAUGAAUGUCGGGCAGGCCUGUGUCGCCGGAUCGCGCAUCCUCGUACAGGAAGGUAUCGCCGACGCGUUCAUCAAAGAGUUUACCACCCAAAUGUCGCAGAUCAAGGUCGGCGACCCGUUCGACCCGACCACGACGCAGGGCCCGCUCAACUCUGCGCCGCACUUUGACCGCGUGCGCGGCUGGGUCAAGACUGCCUGUGACGACGGCGCCACGCUCGCUGUCGGCGGCACCGACCUCUCCGAAAAACUCGGCGGCGGCUACUUUGUGUCUCCCACUGUGCUCACCAACGUCUCCCCGACCAACAGGGUCCUCACGAACGAGGUGUUUGGCCCCGUUGUGACCAUUCAGACCUUCAAGGACGAGGCCGAGGCGAUCAAGGAGGCCAACAGCACGACCUACGGCCUCGCCUCGGCAGUCUUUACGUCCAACCACGAGCGCAUGCUGCGUAUGAACGAGGCGAUCCGCGCCGGAACGGGUGAGCCACAGAAGGUGGACCUUGUCCAAGAGAGCUGA
This is a messenger RNA of Trichosporon asahii var. asahii CBS 2479, 1422 nucleotides long. RefSeq lists its product as uncharacterized. The transcript is spliced from 3 exons. The record is from RefSeq and is a predicted model, not a curated record. Gene Ontology annotation, molecular function: aldehyde dehydrogenase (NAD+) activity. Lineage: Eukaryota; Fungi; Basidiomycota; Tremellomycetes; Trichosporonales; Trichosporonaceae. The coding region runs from base 1 to 1422 and encodes 473 amino acids.